This is a messenger RNA of Kwoniella botswanensis, 351 nucleotides long. RefSeq lists its product as uncharacterized. Bases 1 to 351 code for a protein of 116 amino acids. Lineage: Eukaryota; Fungi; Basidiomycota; Tremellomycetes; Tremellales; Cryptococcaceae. The record is from RefSeq and is a predicted model, not a curated record. The transcript has 2 exons.
AUGCCGCAACGAGCCAACAAUCAUUCAAGUCUUCAGAGAACAUAUGAGGAGGACAGAAGAGCAUUGACAGGUCUGGUGAAACAACUGGAGAAGAUCAAAGUCAGACCUAGGAAGAGCCGUAAAAGCAAAAAGUGUCGACACGGAACUCGAUUUGCAAAUACCAGUGCGAGUACUCGAUUGGGUCACAGACAGAUCAUUGCUGCACCUUCGUACGCUGCGACUUCUCAGGUGUAUCAUGAUCCCUUUCGUAUCGAGGAAGCUCAAGAAGAGGCAGGACCAUUCCUUGGAGUUGUCAGGAUCCUGAUACACGAGUUAUGUAAGACACUCGGAAUAAUUAGUGAGUUCACUUAA